AUGGCCGACUGGCGCUCCGAAUACCUAGCCUCCAUCAGGGAGCAAGAGAAGAACAACCCCGUAAACCUCGAAAUCGUACAACUCUGCUCCCAGCUCUCCGACCACGUAGCAGCCCUUGAAGCCGAAAACCAAGUCCUCAAAUCCAAAACCGCGCCCGAGAAGAAGAGCAAACUCACCACCUCCGAGAAAUCAAACAACAUACCACCUUCUCCGACAACAGGAACGGCAAGAACCUCCUCCCCCGACCCGACCAUCGCACAGCUCCAGCUCCAACUCGCCGAAGCCCUCCGCUCAAACGGAACCCUCAAAGACCGCGCAAAGCAGGCCGAAGACGAGGCCCAGACGCUACGAACAAAACACAAAGACGACGCGAAGAAAGUCCGCAGCCUGACGGCGGAGAAUGCGGCCCUGACGACGAAACUACGGGAUCGGGAACACGAGCUGCGGGAGAAGCGCAAGCUGGUCGAGAACGUACAAGACGACAUGAUCACGAUAAACCUGCAAAUGUCCAUGGCCGAGCAGGAACGGGACAGGGUCAAGAAGGAGAAUAAGGAGCUCGUCGACCGGUGGAUGAAGAGAAUGGCCCAGGAGGCCGAUGCUAUGAAUCUCGCAAACGAGCGCUGA
Messenger RNA from Colletotrichum scovillei, 624 nucleotides. RefSeq names its product autophagy protein 16. The transcript is spliced from 3 exons. The coding region runs from base 1 to 624 and encodes 207 amino acids. Lineage: Eukaryota; Fungi; Ascomycota; Sordariomycetes; Glomerellales; Glomerellaceae. The record is from RefSeq and is a predicted model, not a curated record.